CAGAAGGACCGUUUGUACAUUAAAUUCCUUGGGGAGGAAGGCCUGGAUUAUGGUGGACCCGCACGAGAGUUUUUCUUCUUAAUCUCGAGACAGUGCUUCGACCCCUACUAUGGAUUGUUCGAAUAUUCUGCAAGUGACACUUACACUCUACAAAUAAGUCCAGUGGCAGCCCGCUUCGUCACAAAUUCUCAUUUGUGGCUCCGUUUUUGCGGUCGCAUAAUCGCCUUGUCGCUUGUUCAUCAGCAUUUGCUAGAUGUGUUUUUCACACGAUCGAUAUACAAAGCCCUUCUUCGACAAUCCUACGACCUUAGUGACAUCGAAUCCUUCGAUCCGGAAUUCCAUCAGAGUUUGUCUUGGAUACUCGAAAAUGACAUCACUGAUGUGUUAGAUAUGUACUUCACAACCGAUGAAAUUGUUUUUGACCAGGUAACAGAGAGAGAAUUAAAGCCGGGUGGUAAAUCCAUCCCAGUCACGGAUGAAAACAAAAAGGAAUAUGUCGAUUUAAUGAUUAAAUGGAGAAUGGAGCGAGGUGUUGGAGAGCAGAUGAAACAGCUCGUCGACGGCUUUAAUGAGGUUCUUGACCUGCACAUGAUCUCAAUUUUUGAUGCACGUGAACUUGAGCUGGUUAUUGCAGGCACGGCUGAUAUUGAUGUUAAAGACUGGAGAACGAACACAGAUUAUCGCUCUGGUUACCACGACAAACACCCCGUUAUCCAAUGGUUUUGGAAAGCCGUCGACUCUGUAAACAAUGAACAGAGGCUUAGGCUGCUCCAGUUUGUCACUGGAACAUCGAGCAUUCCCUUUGAAGGCUUCUCCGCACUGCGUGGUAGCACUGGUCCAAGAAAGUUCACUGUUGAUUGUUCGUCCCAUAACAGCUAG
Messenger RNA from Rhopilema esculentum, 879 nucleotides. NCBI's taxonomy places the organism in Eukaryota, Metazoa, Cnidaria, Scyphozoa, Rhizostomeae, Rhizostomatidae. The record is from RefSeq and is a predicted model, not a curated record.